This is a messenger RNA of Wallemia ichthyophaga EXF-994, 297 nucleotides long. RefSeq lists its product as uncharacterized. The record is from RefSeq and is a predicted model, not a curated record. NCBI's taxonomy places the organism in Eukaryota, Fungi, Basidiomycota, Wallemiomycetes, Wallemiales, Wallemiaceae. Bases 1 to 297 code for a protein of 98 amino acids. The transcript is spliced from 2 exons.
AUGUCAUCAGAACCAAGCAAAAUGAACGCAAACUACGACUCAACGAUGGGUUCUGUUAAGGAACAAGCGGGCAACCUCCUCGGUAACGAAUCGCUCAAACACAGCGGCACCCAACAACAUGCCUCCGGCGAAGCCGAGAAAAAGGCUGCAACUGCCAAGCAGUAUGGAGAGGGUGCCGUCGACAAUGUUGCUGGCAAGGCACAGAACAUCGGCGGUGCCGUCACUGGUGACAAGAGCAAGCAGGCUGAAGGUGCAGCUCGCGAGAACAAGGGUGAUACGAAAAGAGAGUUUGCGUAG